Durusdinium trenchii is the source of this 2271-nucleotide messenger RNA. Lineage: Eukaryota; Dinophyceae; Suessiales; Symbiodiniaceae. The record is from the annotation of a GenBank genome assembly.
AUAAGAUUUGACAAUUUCCGCUCCAUUGGACCAUCCGCCAUGGCUGCCAAGAAGCGCUUGCAAGAGCUCUUCGAGAAAUAUGAUGCUGAUGGAGAUGGAGUAUUGUCAGAAGAGGAGAUGCUGGUGGUUUUUCAACAAAUCAACCCGAAGUUGGCACAGAUGGCCCCGCAAAUCUUUGAGGCCAAUGAUACGAACAAAGAUGGUGAGAUCCAAGUGCACGAGUUCAUCUCCUGGCUCUGCGGCUCCGCGGCCGCGGUGACGCCGCAGACGACGCCCAAGGGCCUGGACGUGCUCAUCACCAACACUUCUGAUCGGGUCUCGAAGUGUUUCUACUUCCAUCUCCGGAACUGCGAGAAUGUGGAGUUAACCAAUGGCGAGCGACCCACCUUCGUCGUGAAGGCAGGAGAGCAAGUGAGCCAGUCGCUCCUCUCCUGGACGUCGCCAGGGGUGCAAGGGAAGUACUCCUUUCGAUGGACCUCACGGGCGAAGUUCACCGGCGUAGAGGACGAUCCCAACGCCUUCAAAGAUCCAGACUUCCCCCAUGACUCGUCCAGCGUGGGGGAGUCCCAGACCAGUUUCAAGGUGGGACAGCAACCCGAGUUCUGGAUGCGUGCGCGGAUGUUGGGAGACCCCUCAGAGGCCCUCCUCUUCGAUCAGAUCAACCCACAAGACAUCCGACAAGGAAACCUCAGUGAUUGUUGGCUCAUGAGUGCCCUUUCCUGCUUGGCGGAGCAGCCCUCGCGGAUCCGGAAGCUCUUCAGUAGCAAGCACCUCACAGACGACGGGAAGUACGAGAUCUCCCUUUUUGAUCCAGUGGACAAAGCUUGGCAAACGGUGGUGAUCGAUGAGUUCAUCCCCUGCGUCAAGCAGAACGAAGAACCCAAAGCAGCCUUUUCCUAUCCGGUGGGCGAAGAGCUUUGGGUGCAGCUGCUGGAGAAGGCAGUUGCCAAGUUCUGCGGUUGCUAUGGGAUGUUGGCGGGUGGCAGUGCAGCCUGGGCUUUUAUGGUCCUUACAGGCGUCACCAAUGUGAUCUGCUACUGGAAGAAAAGUGGCACCUGGUACCGCCGCACUGCUUGUUGUCGCGCUGGCAAACGCGGUCCCAACAGCAUCGGUUGGAAAGGAUUCGCCUCCGACACACAUGAGGCGUCGGCAGUGUUUGAGCUGCUGAGCAAAGAUGCAGCUGCCCAAUAUUGUGUCACAUGUAGUAUCCACGGUGGUGGAGCAGCCGAAGAAGAUGCUCACGGCGUUGGCUUGUUCAACAACCAUGAGUACUCCUUGUUGCAAGUCCGAGAGGAACAGCUCGACGAUGGGACGCCGAUGCGUUUCAUGGUGCUUCGAAACCCCUGGGGCUGCUUAGAGUUUCGCGGCGAUUGGAGUGAUCGGAGCGAGCUCUGGGAGCAGAAUCCCCGGCUGAAGGAGCGCCUGAAGGUCACCGACAAUAAGAACGAUGGAAGGUUUUACAUCUCCUUCGACGAUUGGGCCAAGUACUUCACCUUCGUGGUGAUUUGCCCCCAUGAUGGCGGUGUGCAAAAGCGCCAGGAGAAGAGAUCCAAGUGGACCACCUUGGGUCGGGGCCUUCAGGUGAGCACUGCCCUCGGAGAGACACCGACGCCCUCCAUCGAGGCCGACGCUGCGUCGGGCUCCGCGUGGGCGGCGGCGAAGGGUGGCUCCUUGGCCUCGCUUGCAGGCUUCGCGGCACGUGAGGGCGAGGUGGCCGAGGAGGAGGCCGAUUGGAUCAUUGGUUGAGGAUCUCAUCACCUGGCUGGGAUAUGACGACAGGACUUUGGAGGCCAUGAAAAGGAGCAAGUCUGUUGGCCUUGUUGGAUCAAUUGAAGCGACAAGAUCUGAAAGCUGGCGCAUGGCUUUCGCACAGCCUUUUCCAAGGCUACAGGCUUCCUGGCAGAACAGCGUCAUUACUUGUCAUUGAAGCGACGAACUCUGCGGAGCCGGAGCUGAAAUAUCCACGCUGCCAGGUGUUCUGUGUUUCUUGAAAGAUUAUCUAAGGGAAGAAGCUGGAAGAACCGCAGUGAUCAAACAAAUGGAACCUUUGGUCAACAGUUUCUUGUUCGACAGGGCACACCCUCUGACAUGUUCGGUGGACCUACUAUUCUGAAUUCAUGCAUCUCCACUUUCCCAAAUCUCUUAUUUAAAUGUCAUUUCGAACAUCUGGUCGGCUCCCACAGAAAAACCUGGUGAGUGCUCUUCUCACGGUCCGGCCACAAAGCUGGCCCGAUCCUAACUUGUUAUUUAACGCCACUCUUUUGAACCGUG